AUGGAUUUAAGUGUGCUACUAAGUUGGCAUCUCAAUCCCACCAUUUUACUGUCGAAACAGUUAAAUGAAACCGUCUCUUCUAUUUCAACGUCUUCUUCUCUCGCACUUCCCGACAGUGGAACUCCCUUCCUCUUACUUGUCUUUUCUCUUACUUUCACUCUCUUUAAUCCCUUGCGUCCUAGUGGCACUCCCGCCCUUUCCUUGGCCUUAAAUUUGUUAAUCUUUCUUUUCUUAUCUUUAUCUUUAUAUAUCUAUUUCACACUCUUCAUAUCUAUCUAUCUAUCUAUCUAUCUAUCUAUCUAUCUAUCUAUCUAUCUAUCUAUCUGUACCAGUCUGUUCAUAUCUAUCAAUCUCAGUCUGUUCAUAUCUAUCUAUCUAUCUAUCUAUCUAUCUAUCUAUCUAUCUAUUUAUCUAUCUAUCUUUUACAGUGUGUUCAUAUCUAUCUAUCUAUAG
Acanthosepion pharaonis is the source of this 453-nucleotide messenger RNA. NCBI's taxonomy places the organism in Eukaryota, Metazoa, Mollusca, Cephalopoda, Sepiida, Sepiidae. The record is from the annotation of a GenBank genome assembly.